AUGCAGUCACAGCAGAAGGCUACGGCCAUUGAGCCCAUUGUGGCGCCUAUGACUCCCAAGAUCCAGUCGGAUCUAGAGCAGACGCUUCCUGAGGAUGAAGAUGCUCGGAAACUACAAGCACUAGGGCACAAACAGGAGUUACGCCGGAACUUCUCGACAUACAGCAUUGCCGCCAUGGGGUUUGUCAAUGGGAAUGCUUGGUCUGCGCUGGGUGGUAGUAUCCUUGUUGCCAUCUACAAUGGUGGUCUGGCUGGAGUGCUCUAUGAGUUAAUCGCAGUCUCCCUCGCGUAUGGGGUCAUCACCAUGUCCUUGGCUGAAUUGGCGAGCUCGAUCCCAUCAUCUGGUGGAGUAUACCACUGGGCCACCGUCGUUGCGGGUCCCAAGUAUGGCCGAAUCGUUGGGUUCUACGCUGGCUGGUUCAACUUCCUCGCCUGGGUGUUUGCAACGUCGUCGACGUGUGCCAUUCUCGGUAACGCGCUAGUGCAGAUGUAUUUGAUCAGCCACCCGGAAGUGGUAUGGAAGCCAUGGAUGGUCUUCAUUGCCUUCCAGCUGCUCAAUUGGCUGGGAUGCUUCAUUGUCUGCUGCGGGAACAAUUUUUUACCGAUGUUAAACUAUGUCGGAGCGUUUGUGAUGGUCAGCGGUGUCUUUGUGUCAAUCAUUGUGCUCGCCGCCAUGCCCAAAGUGCAUGCGACCAACGAGUUUGUAUGGCGAAGCUUUGUUAAUGGGACGGGAUGGUCGAACAACGGGCUUGUGUUCAUCAUGGGCAUGUUGAAUGGCGCGUACUCGGUCGGCACACCAGACUGCACCACUCACCUCGCGGAAGAGGUGAAACGUCCAGAAGUAGCUGUACCUAAAGCCAUGUUUUUCCAGCUCAUUCUCGGUUUUGCAACUGCAUUCGCUUUCGUCGUGGGCCUUGCCUAUUCCAUUGUCGACCUUGAUAGCGUCCUCAACAUCCAGUCCAGCUUCCCAUUGACCGGAAUUUACCUCCAGGCGACCGGAUCCCAGGCGGGCGCUGUCGGCCUUACCUGCGUUAUCUUCCUGGCGUACUUUGUUGCGCUCCCCGAUACAUUCAUCGCGUCGGGACGCAUGUUCUGGGCCCUGGCGCGUGACAGGGCAACCCCUUUCAGCGACUAUUUUGCUAAAGUUUCUGAGCGCUGGGACAAUCCGAUCCGAGCAAACGUGCUCUGUGCCAUUGUCACCACGUGCGUCGGGUGUAUCUACGUGGGAAACACCACUGCCUUUAACGCCUUCGUGGGGUCUUUUGUGGUCCUGACAACUAUCUCAUACGGCAUUGCAAUCGCCUCUCAUAUGGCGGCUGGCCGUAAAUCCAUCCUGCCGGGACCAUUCCACCUCGGUCGAUGGGGCUGGCUCGUCAACACAAUUUCGAUACUGUACAUUGCUUUCUCGGACAUCGUGUUUUGCUUUCCUUUUGUUCAACCCGUCAAUGCAGCCAACAUGAACUAUGUCAGUGUGAUUGUAGGUGGCUUUACAGCCUUUGUGACAUUGUGGUGGCGGUUCAGGGCGCGCUCGAAUUAUGAAGGUCCGAAAUACAUUCCCCAGAUCCUCGAGGGAGAAGAGGCGUUGCAUGAAGGACAAUCGCGUUCACCCGUCGAGGAUAAAGAGAAGGUGGAGGCUUCCGUCCCAUUAUAA
Molecule: messenger RNA, 1650 nt
Organism: Penicillium lagena
Lineage: Eukaryota; Fungi; Ascomycota; Eurotiomycetes; Eurotiales; Aspergillaceae
Product: Choline transport protein
Exons: 7
Coding region: 1-1650 (549 amino acids)
Biological process (GO): transmembrane transport
Cellular component (GO): membrane
Molecular function (GO): transmembrane transporter activity
Source: RefSeq, a predicted model, not a curated record